GGACUGGCAGGCCCGGCGGCGACAGACGAAUUAGCCGGGAGUCCCUAGUCCCUGAAGCAGCCUCUGCCCCUCAGCGGUGCCGGCUGCGGCCGCGCGUCGCCGAGGCGGGACAGGUGCUACGCGGCGGACGCUGUGGGGAUCCCGCCGCGGCCGAAGGCGACGCUCGCCCCGUCCCGCCGGCCGCGCGCCCAGCCAGCCGCUCGCCGUCGGGGCGUCCCGCGGUCCGGGGCUCUGGGCCCGGCUGGGAGCGGAUGCGCGCCCUCUGAGCCCCCGCCUGGCCCGCGAUGGCCGCGCGCCCCGGGCCCCUCUGGCUCCUGGGCCUGGCUCUGUGCGCGCUGGGCGGCGGCCCCGGCCCGCGACCCCCGCCCAGCUGUCCCCAGCGGCUCCUGGGAGCGCGCGAGCGCCGCGACAUGCAGCGCGAGAUCCUGGCGGUGCUCGGGCUGCCCGGGCGGCCCCGGCCCCGCGCGCCGCCCGCCGCCGCCCGGCUGCCCGCGUCCGCGCCGCUCUUCAUGCUGGACCUCUACCACGCCAUGGCCGGCGACGACGACGAGGACGCCGGGCCCCUGGAGCGGCGCCUGGGCCGCGCCGACCUGGUCAUGAGCUUCGUCAACAUGGUGGAGCGUGACCGUGCCUUGGACCACCAGGAGCCCCACUGGAAGGAGUUCCACUUUGACCUGACCCAGAUUCCAGCCGGGGAGGCAGUCACAGCUGCUGAGUUCCGGAUUUAUAAGGAGCCCAGCAUCCAUCUGCUCAACAUGACCCUGCAUGUCAGCAUGUUCGAGGUGGUCCAGGAGCACUCCAACAGGGAGUCUGACUUGUUCUUUUUGGAUCUUCAGACGCUCCGAGCUGGGGACGAGGGCUGGCUGGUGCUGGACGUCACGGCAGCCAGUGACCGCUGGCUGUUGAACCGUAACAAGGACCUGGGACUCCGCCUCUGUGUGGAAACCGAGGAUGGGCACAGUGUGGAUCCUGGCCUGGCCGGUCUGCUGGGGCGACAGGCACCACGCUCCAGACAGCCUUUCAUGGUCACCUUCUUCAGAGCCAGCCCAAGUCCUACCCGUGUCCCACGUGCAGUGAGGCCCCCGAAGAGGAGGCAGCCAAAAAAGCCCAAUGAGCUGCCGCACCCCAACAAACUCCCAGGGAUCUUUGAUGACAGCCACGGCUCCCGUGGUCGGCAGCUAUGCCGUCGGCAUGAGCUCUACGUCAGCUUCCAGGACCUCGGAUGGCUGGACUGGGUCAUCGCCCCUCAGGGCUACUCGGCCUAUUACUGUGAUGGAGAGUGCUCCUUCCCGCUGGACUCAUGCAUGAAUGCCACCAACCAUGCCAUCCUGCAGUCCCUGGUGCACCUGAUGAAGCCAGACACUGUCCCCAAGGCGUGCUGUGCGCCCACCAAGCUAAGCGCCACGUCUGUGCUUUACUAUGACAGCAGCAACAACGUCAUCCUGCGCAAGCACCGCAACAUGGUGGUCAAGGCCUGCGGCUGCCACUGAGGCCACACCAAGGCCCUGCGGACCUGCCCUGCUGCAGCCGCCGCUCCCCAUCGGGGUCAGCCCGCUCUCCAGAGGCAGGAAACC
This is a messenger RNA of Castor canadensis (American beaver), 1574 nucleotides long. It is a transcript of the gene Bmp8b, whose product is annotated as bone morphogenetic protein 8b. Gene Ontology annotation, cellular component: extracellular region. NCBI's taxonomy places the organism in Eukaryota, Metazoa, Chordata, Mammalia, Rodentia, Castoridae. The record is from RefSeq and is a predicted model, not a curated record. Gene Ontology annotation, molecular function: growth factor activity; cytokine activity.